Molecule: messenger RNA, 1290 nt
Organism: Medicago truncatula (barrel medic)
Lineage: Eukaryota; Viridiplantae; Streptophyta; Magnoliopsida; Fabales; Fabaceae
Product: RNA-binding protein 2-like
Exons: 7
Coding region: 167-853 (228 amino acids)
Molecular function (GO): RNA binding
Source: RefSeq, a predicted model, not a curated record
GUAAACGGACUUGCAAAUCGAGAUAGGAGGAGUUAGUUCACAACAUCGAACAAAAGUUGUGUUGUGUUCCUGUUGAGUUAAGGAAGCACCUCGUGUAGACUUCAACAAACACACCAUUCGUAUUCACAAUCCACCUCAUCGUACUCUGUCUGUCGCCAACACCGUCAUGUCUGACGCUUACUGGAGAUACGCCGAAUCUCAGCAGCACGCUCCCCCUACCAUCCCCGGCAAACGUCCUCGUACCGAAUACGAUGUCUCGGGCGUUCAUAACUUGGCAAAUUACUUUCCCCAUGACGAUGAUAGAGGAAGGCUCCAAGUAAUUAGAGAUACCGAAUCACUCGAUGCAUCCUAUGAGCGUUACCUCCGUAAUGCGAUUUCAUCUCAUGGUUCGGGACAGUCUACUAGAACCAUUGAUGGGGGAGUUCCCAGUCAUUCUAUUGAUGAUUCUCAUGUCACAAGUAUGGGGGGAGUUGACCGAAGAACAAAUGUAAAAGACCAAAUCCUGGAAUUAAGUGGUGGAAGGCCUGACCAUUCACUUCCACCUGGUGCUACCAAUACACUAUUUGUGGAGGGUUUACCUUCCAACUGUACAAGACGUGAAGUAGCCCAUAUUUUUCGUCCUUUUGUUGGCUACAAAGAAGUUAGACUUGUCAGCAAGGAAUCAAGACAGCCUGGGGGUGAUCCACUGUUACUUUGUUUUGUUGAUUUUGUAAGUCCGGCUCAUGCAGCAACUGCCAUGGAUGCAUUGCAUGGUUACAAAUUUGAUGAGCUUGACCGCAACUCGGUCAAUUUACGGUUCCAAUUCGCUCGCAACCCUGGGAGGUCAGGUGGCGGGCAUCGUGGCAAGCGUUGAAUUAUGCAUUCUACAGGAAUCGCGCGUAUUGGGGAGGUUGUGUUUGUGAGAGGCAAGUGACCAGCCUUGCAGUAGAGAAUUACAAUUGCUUUCGUUAGGAACAAGUUGAACCUUUUGAAAUUCGUUUGCUAGGCGCGCUCGCUAGAGAUUCAGACUGCGCAUUUGUUCUAGAAGAUUGUCUAAUUUUAUUUGAUAUAAAUUUCUCUGAAUUGUUUUGUUCGGUACAAGUUUGUUUCUUGAAGGUGUUUUACUGCUCUUGCGAAUAUCUGGGAGUAAGACACAUGCUUUUUCCAUACAUGUUUGCAGUGAGCAUUUUAGAUAUGUAAUAUUGUUUAUGUUUUCCUAAGUUGUUAGAUGACUAUUAAUUGUGGCUAAUCAUACAAGUAAUGUUUCAAUAAUAGUACUUGGUUUGUCCCAAAACCAACUUACCAAAAAAA